Glycine soja is the source of this 1839-nucleotide messenger RNA. Its product is annotated as scopoletin glucosyltransferase-like. Gene Ontology annotation, molecular function: UDP-glycosyltransferase activity. Bases 171 to 1634 code for a protein of 487 amino acids. NCBI's taxonomy places the organism in Eukaryota, Viridiplantae, Streptophyta, Magnoliopsida, Fabales, Fabaceae. The transcript has a single exon. The record is from RefSeq and is a predicted model, not a curated record.
GCCUUUUGAUGAGUUCUAUUAAAUACUUCACACUCUAAUACCAAAAGGCAAAAAUAUUCAUACUAGAAUCCCCUCUUUUCCCAAGUGUUUUCCUUUUCUUAUUACUUACCAAACAGUUCUAGUUCAAGUGCAAAAGUUCUACCAACUUGCUUACUUUACUACUGAAAAAGAUGAGCAAUGAAGUUCGUUCUUUGCAUGUAUUCUUCAUCCCUUUCUUGGCACAUGGCCAUAUCAUACCAACCAUUGACAUGGCCAAACUAUUUGCUGGAAAGGGUCUGAAGACCACAAUAAUCACCACACCCCUUAACGUACCUUUCAUCUCCAAAGCCAUCGGAAAAGCCGAAUCCGAAUCCAACGACAACAACGUGAUCCAUAUCGAAACCAUCGAGUUCCCUUAUGCAGAGGCUGGUUUACCUAAAGGCUGUGAAAACACCAACUCCAUCACUUCCAUGCAUUUAUACCCUGCGUUCUUCAAAGCACUUGGGUUACUACAACACCCCUUUGAGCAACUUUUGCUUCAGCAACACCCAAAUUGUGUUGUUGCUGAUGUUAUGUUCCCAUGGGCUACUAAUUCUUCAGCAAAAUUUGGAGUUCCUAGCCUUGUGUACGAUGGGACUAGUUUCUUCUCCAUAUGCGCCAACGAAUGCACGAGGCUCUACGAGCCUUACAAGAAUGUUUCUUCUGAUUCAGAACCCUUUGUGAUUCCCAACCUUCCCGGUGAGAUUACAAUGACAAGGAUGCAGGUGUCACCUCAUGUCAUGAGCAAUAAGGAAAGUCCCGCCGUGACCAAAUUGUUGGAGGAAGUGAAAGAAUCGGAGCUGAAAAGCUAUGGUAUGGUUGUUAAUAGCUUCUAUGAACUCGAGAAGGUUUAUGCAGAUCAUUUAAGGAACAAUCUUGGAAGAAAAGCAUGGCAUGUUGGUCCAAUGUUUCUUUUCAACAGGGUUAAAGAAGAAAAAGCACAUAGAGGAAUGGAUGCAUCUAUUAAUGAUGAGCAUGAGUGCUUAAAGUGGCUUGACACGAAGGAACCGAAUUCAGUUGUUUAUGUGUGCUUUGGAACUACAACAAAGUUAACUGAUUCUCAACUUGAGGAUAUUGCCAUUGGUCUAGAGGCUUCAGGGCAACAAUUCAUCUGGGUCGUGAGGAAAAGCGAAAAAGAUGGAGUUGAUCAAUGGCUACCUGAUGGAUUUGAGGAAAGGAUAGAAGGUAAGGGACUAAUCAUAAGAGGGUGGGCGCCUCAAGUGUUGAUUCUUGAACACGAAGCGAUUGGCGCGUUUGUGACGCAUUGCGGAUGGAAUUCAAUUUUGGAAGGAGUGGUUGCAGGGGUGCCUAUGGUGACUUGGCCUAUUGCUUAUGAGCAAUUUUUCAAUGAGAAGUUGGUGGCCGAGAUCCUCAAAAUUGGAGUACCUAUUGGAGCUAAGAAAUGGGCUGCAGGAGUUGGGGAUACUGUUAAGUGGGAGGCAGUGGAGAAGGCUGUGAAAAGGAUAAUGAUUGGGGAAGAAGCAGAAGAAAUGAGGAACAAAGCCAAGGGGUUUUCUCAACUAGCUAGACAAUCUGUGGAAGAAGGAGGAUCUUCUUACUCAGAUUUGGAUGCUUUAAUUGCAGAGUUGGGUUCACUCUCCUACUCAAAUGAGUAAUGUUAUAGUUACUUAUAUGUUUCUACUAUUCCUCCUAUUGCUCUAUAAAAUAAGUAUUAAAUAAAAAAGGAAAUGUAUUUGAUUUGUUUGAGCAUCUUUAAUGGAGAUGUUUUAAGUGAUGUGAGCUUAAUAAGAAUUUUGUAAGUGUGGGUGAAAUACCAAAUGUUUACAUAAGCACACUGCGCAUAUGCUAAAAUUGUUUGAA